GUAAACAGCUUGUCUUGAAAAUAAGCUGAAGCAGCAGAUAUUGACAUGCCCAUGUUUGUCACAGUUUUGAAGCGCCAGGAAGUGGUUUUGAAUGAGCGCCAUCCAAAACACUUUGAAAGUACAUUGCAAAAUUUGGAUGUAAAGACUGAUGGUGAAAUUAUAUUUUCUAAGCUCCGACUGAGAAAAGGCAAGAUGGACAUAGGUGAUGCCCAAUAUCUCUCAGAGCUGAGGAUUGUGUUAAUGGGGCAUAAACUUGCUGGUAAGAGUUCAACAGGAAACAGCAUCCUGGGCAGAGAGGAGUUUGACUUGAAGAGAUCUGCUCAUUGUGUGAGGAGACAUGGAGAAGUAGCAGACAGACACAUCACCGUCAUUGAAGCUCCAGGAUGGUGGAUGAACGAACCUGUAGAGGAGAGUCCUGAGUUACUGAAACAGGAGAUUUUGCUCAGUGUGUCUCUGUCUCCCCCAGGACCACAUACUUUACUACUGAUCAUACGUGUGGACAUUGGAUUUAAAGAGAAUGAGAGAAAAGUAUUGCAGGGUCAUCUGGAUCUUCUAGGUGAGAGAGUCUGGAGUCACACUAUAGUGCUGUUCACCUGUGGAGACUCUCUGUUAGACACAUCUAUAGAGCAGCACAUUGAGAGUGAAGGGGAGGAUCUCCAGUGGCUGCUGGACAAAUGUGGGAACCGUUAUCUUGUUCUCAACAAUCAGAACAGGAGUGAUGACACUCAGAUCAAGCAGCUGCUGGAAAAAAUUGAGGAGACAGUGGCACAAAACAACGGCUUCCAUUUUGAAAUAGACAGAAAGAUUUUACAGGAGAUUGAAGAGAGAAGAAGAGCAGAGGAAAAGAGAGCAGAAGAACGAACUAACAGGAUGAAAAAACAGAGAAACAACAUCAGGUUUCAUGUCUGUUCCAUGUCAGAUAUUUACAUUGUGUUAAUGGGGUAUAGAGCUGCUGGUAAGAGUUCAACAGGAAACAGCAUCCUGGGCAGAGAGGAGUUUGACUCGAAGAGAUCUGCUCAGUGUGUGAGGAGACAUGGAGAAGUAGCAGACAGACACAUCACCGUCAUUGAAGCUCCAGGAUGGUGGAGGAGUUACACUGUAGAGGACAGUUCUGAGUUACUGAAACAGGAGAUUGUGCUCAGUGUGUCUCUGUGUCCUCCAGGACCACACGCUGUACUACUGAUCAUACGUGUGGACACUAGAUUUAAAGAGAUUAACCGAAAAUCAGUGCAAGGACAUAUGGAUCUUCUCGGUGAGAGAGUCUGGAGUAACACUUUAGUUCUGUUCACCUGUGGAGACUCUCUGUUAGACACAUCUAUAGAGCAGCACAUUGAGAGUGAAGGGCAGGAUCUCCAGUGGCUGCUGGACAAAUGUGGGAACAGAUAUCAUGUUCUCAACAAUCAGAAAAGGAGUGAUGACACACAGAUCAAGGAGCUGCUGGAAAAGAUUGAGGAGACAGUGGCACAAAACAACGGAUGCCAUUUUGAAAUAAACAGAAAGCUCUUACAGGAGAUUAAAGAGAGAAGAAGAGCAGAGGAAGAGAGAGCAGAAGAACGAAUGAAGAGGAUGAAAAAACAGAGAGAAAACAUCAGAUCACAGAUGAGAGAAGCCCAGUGUCUCUCAGAGCUGACGAUUGUGUUAAUGGGGCAUAAACUUGCUGGUAAGAGUUCAACAGGAAACAGCAUCCUGGGCAGAGAGGAGUUUGACUUGAAGAGAUCUGCUCAGUGUGUGAGGAGACAUGGAGAAGUAGCAGACAGACACAUCACCGUCAUUGAAGCUCCAGGAUGGUGGAGUGAUUACACUGUAGAGGAGAGACCUGAGUUACUGAAACACGAGAUUGGGCUCAGUGUGUCUCUAUGUCCUCCAGGACCACAUGCUGUACUACUGAUCAUACGUGUGGACAUUGGAUUUAAAGAGACUAACAGGAAAGCACUGCAGGGUCACCUGGAUCUUCUGGGUGAGAGAGUCUGGAGUCACACUAUAGUGCUGUUCACUCAUGGAGACUCUCUGUUAGACACAUCUAUAGAGCAGCACAUUGAGAGUGAAGGACAGGAUCUCCAGUGGCUGCUGGACAAAUGUGGGAACAGAUAUCAUGUUCUCAACAAUAAGAACAGGAGUGACGACACUCAGAUCAAGGAGCUGCUGGAGAAGAUUGACGAGACAGUGGCACAAAACAACUGGCCUGUUAGGAGGAAGAGCAGCCCUAUUAAAAUACAGGGAGCUGAUAAUAAAAUAAAAUCACAAGAGCUAAUGCAGCCAUGCAUAUAUGACGUCAGAUCACAAAAGAUCAGUGGUGCUGAAAGAUCUGAUUCAUGCUCUCUGGCAAGUUCUGGUUACGGUUUAUCUGAAGCAGACGUCAAUUCAAUUUCUGGGUCUUCACAUUCCAAAGAUACAUCUCUCAUAAGCAGAUUCAAGUCAGAGGUCCUGAAAAUAUUUAACAGCAUGGAAUGCAAACCACUACUGAUGAGUGGAGACGAGCGGUCAGAUGCAGGGUCUGUGGGAAGUUCUGCUUACGGUUCAUUCAGCUCACUAUCAGGAGCAGACGGCAGAUCAGUUUUUAGCUCAUCGCAUUCAAACGUCCCAUCUCACAGCUCAGGAUUGGGGUCUUUGCAGCCAAUUUCUCACUCUGUUAAACAUUCAAGAACCAAAAGAACACAGGAUGUGCCCAAGGAAUCAAAAUAUGAGCAUAAAGACCCUGAUUUAGACACUGAAGUGAUGGCUGAAUAAUCCUAGAAUUUUGACAUUGUUUAACUGUAACAUAUGCAAAACAUCUUAAAGUAAUAAUCAAAUGAUUCUAUAAAUAAUUGUUCUUUAUUUUAAAAACAGAACAAUAGGUCAUUUUUGGUGUUAUAAUAUCAUAAUACAUUUUCUACAGAUUGAUCUACACUAUCAUAAUUUCUCUGUAUAGUUUAUAUACAUAAUCAGUGUUUCCCAGUACUUUUCCAAAUGAAGGCUUAAAAUAAAUGUAUUUUUAUGCAGUUCAACCUGUAAUCCCUGCCAAAAAUAUUAACCAUUUAUCCUUGUCUAGAACAGAUUUUGUUAUUUUCCCUAGUUUUAAUGGAUUAAUGAUCAAACUCCACUCCGAUUAUUUGUUUCAAUUACAGCAGCCAAUGUAGUUAUUUUGCAGGCCUGUCUGAAGAUACAAGAAAAAUAGCCAUUAAAGUGCCUGUCUGCAGCUCUUGUAUACCUAGAAUCUUCAAUCCAACCUUUUGUUGUCUUUUUUGUAUGUAUUACAAAAUAUAGUGAAUUUACAAUCAUUGUAUAACUUUUAACUUGCAGGUAUCUGUAGAAGUCAGUAAGAUAAGAUGUGAUGUCUAUAUAUUAUAUCAGAAUACUUAUUUUAUAUAGUUAUUCUAAAAUAUAUGCAUUCAUUAUAUUUCUACCAAAAAUUCAUAAAGGACAUGUCACUUUUUAACUUUGUCAUGUGUUUGUUACUUUAGUUUGCAUAAGCUGAGACAU
Molecule: messenger RNA, 3459 nt
Organism: Cyprinus carpio (common carp)
Lineage: Eukaryota; Metazoa; Chordata; Actinopteri; Cypriniformes; Cyprinidae
Product: GTPase IMAP family member 8-like
Exons: 7
Coding region: 46-2727 (893 amino acids)
Molecular function (GO): GTP binding
Source: RefSeq, a predicted model, not a curated record